CUUCUCACAAUCUCAGAAACAUCCCGUUUCUCUUUCACACACUCUCCUCUCUAUUGUCCUCUACUCUGUUUCUCCCUCUCUUUCAGAGAAAAGUUAUCCAAGGGAGAGGCAGAGUGGCAGGAUAUUACUGAGUUACACAGCUGAGUUAUAGCAUUUGAGGGACCUUAAGUGGUCUCCAACUCGACUCCACAGUAGUGCAUCAGCGCCUAACAGAUAAUCUGAUCUGGAUAUAUCAAUAAAAUAACCAGGCUGCUCUCCUCCAUUGGUAAGGUUUAGGACCCUGCCAGGAUGUUUUGCUGCGGGAUCCAGGAAAUCAAGAGCUUUUUCUGGAGAACCUUACAGUGAUGUGACACUUACACAUCUUCUAAAGCUGGAAUCCUGCCCACUGGUUUUCUCUCUUUCAGCUUCUAAUAACAUCCUCUCGUCACACCUUUUCUCUCCGUACGGCGGCUGAGUUGUGCAGCAGUUUAUCAGGGAACAACAGCUAGAAUUGGAACCAACAACCUACACAUACGUGAGGUCCACAAAGGUCCAGACCUCUCAAGGCGUUACUAAAGUAGACACACCAGACUGGGUUCAGAAACCUUCCAGAGGACACACUGCCCGGUAAAAACCUCUUGGCUGGUGGGGUGAUGCCCGGUGUGACACGGACCACUGUGGACGGAACCUGCCAGGCUUUAUGCAGAACACUGGUGUCCCAGAACGGCAUCCAGCGAGACGCGGGGGACAUCUCCAAGUCUGUCCUCUAUACGUCCCUGAUGGGGCUUCUUCUGGUCGCCGACAGAGAGACAGAACAGCUCCAAGUCGGUAGUGGGAGAGUUGGCCUUCAAAAUGUUGGAAACACAUGUUUUCUCAAUGCGGUGGUACAGUGUCUGUCCCACACCAGAGCGCUCAGAGACUACUGCCUGGUUAAAGCCUACAGACAGGAGAUGUGUUCUAGAGAGGAUCCAGCGCUAAUGGAGGAGUUCUGCCAGGUGCUGUGGGGACUGUGGGAUGUGAACAACAACAACAACAACAUCAUGAGCAGCACAGAGGUGAAUCCUGGGAAGUUCUGCAGAAUCUUCAAAGAGGCUGUGCCUUACUUCAGCGGCUACAGUCAGCAGGAUGCCCAGGAGUUCCUGAGGUUCCUAUUGGACAGGCUGCACUGUGAGAUCAACCGCCGGCCCAAUGUCCCUCCCACCAGCCUCCAGCCUGAACCCAAAUAUGCCAAAGUCAGGAUUGAGGAGCAGGCGUUGGCUGUGUGGAAGAAACACCUGGAGAGGGACGACAGCAAGAUUGUAGAUCUUUUUUCAGGCCAGUUGCGUAGUUCUCUUCACUGCUCGGUCUGUUCUCACUACUCCACCUGCUUCGACGUGUUUGGUGACCUGUCCCUCCCUAUCCCCAAGAGGAGCGCAGGAGGAGGCGUGUCUCUCAGGGAAUGUCUGGAUCUGUUCUCACAGGAGGAGAAGCUGGAUGAGGACAAUGCACCCGUAAGACAACAUCGUCCAACAACAUCGUCCAAAUGCAUGUGUGAGCGGUGUAACAGGCGGACAGAAAGCACCAAGAGACUCACCAUUCAGAGGUUCCCACAGGUCAUCGUCAUGCACCUGAACCGGUUUGCCCUGUCCCGGUACGCCGUGUGUAAGAGCUCGGUGUGUGUCUCCUUUCCUCUGGCUGGCCUGGACAUGGGGUCGUAUGGACCAGUGGACUGUGGUCCAGUCCUGUAUGACCUCUAUGCGGUGUGUAAUCAUAGUGGGACCGUCAACAUGGGCCACUACACUGCUUUUUGCCUGGACGACGACGGCUCAGGAUGGUACUGCUACAAUGACUCUACUGUGACCCCAGUGUCAGAGAACCAGCUACAGUCGUCCCAGGCCUACGUCCUCUUCUACCAACGCAGGAAGUGAAGCUUGGACAGCCAAUCACUACAGAGCGAUACUACGAACGUAGCAUUCAGCAGCCAAUCAGAAAAACUGUUACUAAUCGCAAAGCUUUCAGCAGAAGGUGACCACAGCUGGUACCAAGAAACUGAAACGGUUAAACCCCAGAUAUGCAGAUCCAGAUGAAGUCCUGGCGAGCCCCGACUGACUCCACCCACCUGACUCACAGCACGCAGGGAGAGCUAUGACUCACUAACCUGGACACGAGCCUAUCUUAACCGCACCUGAGGAGCGAAGUACAUGGAGAGACUAGCACCUGAGAAAUGAAGUUCAUGGAGAGACUAGCACCUGAGGAGCAAAGUAUAUGGAGAGACUAGCACCUGAGGAGCGAAGUAUAUGGAGAGACUAGCACGUGAGGAGCGAAGUAUAUGGAGAGACUAGCACCUGAGGAGCGAAGUACAUGGAGAGACUAGCACCUGAGGAGCGAAGUACAUGGAGAGAUUAGCACCUGAGAAGUUACGUACAUGGAGAGACUAGCACCUGAGAAAUGAAGUUCAUGGAGAGACUAGCACCUGAGGAGCAAAGUAUAUGGAGAGAUUAGCACCUGAGGAGCGAAAGUACAUGGAGAGACUAGCACCUGAGAAGUGAAGUUCAUGGAGAGACUAGCACCUGAGGAGCGAAGUAUAUGGAGAGACUAGCACCUGAGAAGUUACGUACAUGGAGAGACUAGCACCUGAGAAGUUACGUACAUGGAGAGACUAGCACCUGAGAAGUUACGUACAUGGAGAGACUAGCACCUGAGAAGUUACGUACAUGGAGAGACUAGCACCUGAGGAGUGAUGUACAUGGAGAGACUAGCACCUGAGAAGUUACGUACAUGGAGAGACUAGCACCUGAGGAGUGAAGUACAUGGAGAGACUAGCACCUGAGAAGUUACGUACAUGGAGAGACUAGCACCUGAGGAGUGAAGUACAUGGAGAGACUAGCACCUGAGAAGUUACGUACAUGGAGAGACUAGCACCUGAGGAGUGAAGUACAUGGAGAGACUAGCACCUUGGUGGAGGAGUACAUGGAGAGACUAGCACCUUGGUGGAGGAGUACAUGGAGAGACUAGCACCUUGGUGGAGGAGUACAUGGAGAGACUAGCACCUUGGUGGAGGAGUACAUGGAGAGACUAGCACCUUGGUGGAGGAGUACAUGGAGAGACUAGCACCUUGGUGGAGGAGUACAUGGAGAGACUAGCACCUUGGUGGAGGAGUACAUGGAGAGACUAGCACCUUGGUGGAGGAGUACAUGGAGAGACUAGCACCUUGGUGGAGGAGUACAUGGAGAGACUAGCACCUUGGUGGAGGAGUACAUGGAGAGACUAGCACCUUGGUGGAGGAGUACAUGGAGAGACUAGCACCUUGGUGGAGGAGUACAUGGAGAGACUAGCACCUUGGUGGAGGAGUACAUGGAGAGACUAGCACCUUGGUGGAGGAGUACAU
Molecule: messenger RNA, 3346 nt
Organism: Esox lucius (northern pike)
Lineage: Eukaryota; Metazoa; Chordata; Actinopteri; Esociformes; Esocidae
Gene: usp21
Product: ubiquitin specific peptidase 21
Exons: 11
Coding region: 633-1886 (417 amino acids)
Biological process (GO): protein deubiquitination
Cellular component (GO): cytoplasm
Molecular function (GO): cysteine-type deubiquitinase activity
Source: RefSeq, a predicted model, not a curated record